Molecule: messenger RNA, 1107 nt
Organism: Monosiga brevicollis MX1
Lineage: Eukaryota; Choanoflagellata; Craspedida; Salpingoecidae
Exons: 3
Coding region: 1-1107 (368 amino acids)
Molecular function (GO): cycloeucalenol cycloisomerase activity
Source: RefSeq, a predicted model, not a curated record
AUGGCAGCACGGCGAGGCGGGUUGACCGGGGGGGUCAGUGGUGGUGGUGGUGGUGGUGGUGGUGGUGGUGAUGGAUCAACGGAGAAAACACGGGAGUAUGGACGGCAAUGGAUGGCGCGGGAUCCCAGCAAGCGCUGGGCUGAGCUGUUUUACUUGGCUUACGCGCCUGUUUGGAUCGCGAUGAUUGCCGCGGUGGUUGGCUUUCAGUGGUACACUUGGUUUGAAGGUGGGGUCUUCCUCCCCCCUUCUCGCCCCAAGCUCAGCUGCAGCAGGGAUUGCUCACGGGAGUGCGAUUGUUGCCACUGCGUAGGGGUGCACUACUUUGUCACGGGCAUCAUCAUUGCUGCUCCCAUCUUCGUUGUACCGCUGAUCAUCAACCGUGAACCGAUUCCUUGGCGAGAGCGCUUUUGCUUGCUGGACGAAUUUCCCACUACCCGCCGCACCUGGCGCGGCUUUUUGGAACAUGCCCUGGCCUGUGGCAUGGCGGUGUUUAUCUUGGAUGACUUGUUUCGCCUGCUCGUGGGGCCAGUGACAGGCGUUGACGCUGCCAACAAUUCCAGGUCAGCAGCCCACCCUUGUGCUGCGGAGAUGCUCAAGGAAGUUUGGUCCGAGCGCAUUGGGACAAAGCCUCACGUUGUGCCCAUGGGUCAGCCCGCCAUACGCGCAAGAAUUGUAGACCGGCAAAAGGGACCCCACUCGCCAAGCAACAUGUCGAAACAGCACGGCUUAUUUUGGCUGGCUUCCAUGCAGCGCGUGGUGGUGUCGAGGUCGCCCGAGUCCAUGAACACUCUUUUAACAUGUAAAAACAAACUUUUUUUAAAAAAUUCAAACAAACUGGCCUCUCAAUUGUACAUGUCAUCAUCAUCAAUGUCGUCCUGGCCCAUGUCCUCGGGCCCUGUGGUGGCACCCGACAUGCCACCGCUAAACCCGGACCCCGAGGUGACACAAUCAAGCAGGGUGAAUGAGGAUUGGCUUGAGCCCGAGAAGUCCAAGACAAGCAUCUCGAUGGAGCGACAACAUACAACAUGCUGGCAAGAUUUGCCAGGUCGGGUGCCUCGCCAGACGCCGCUGCACCGGUCCCGCCUUGUUGCAUGGCUGCAAAGCUGA